Molecule: messenger RNA, 8634 nt
Organism: Schistosoma guineensis
Lineage: Eukaryota; Metazoa; Platyhelminthes; Trematoda; Strigeidida; Schistosomatidae
Source: the annotation of a GenBank genome assembly
AGACAUCAUGGGACGACAUGGACUGGAAGGAAUGAAUGAAAAUGGUGAGAGAUUUGCAAAUCUAUGUGCCUUCAAUAUACUGGUCAUAGGUGGCACUAUAUUCCCACAUAAACGCAUUCACAAAACCACAUGGACUUCACCGGAUCACACUACGCAGAACCAAAUCGACCAUAUCUGCAUCAACAAAACGUUCAGGAGGACGAUGGAGGAUAUGAGAACCAAGAGGAGCUGAUAUAGCAUCAGAUCAUCACUUGCUGGUCACCAAGAUGAAAUUAAAACUCAAGAAGCACUGGACAAUGGGGCGGACAAUAUCAUAAAAGUUCAAUACGGCCUUUCUUCAGGAUACUGACAAACUCAACAAAUUCAAGAUAUUCCUCAGCAAUAAGUUCCAAGCCUUUCAUGAUCUACUCAAUGGAGAAGAAACUACUAUGGAGAGCAACUGUAAGGGGAUAAAAGAGGCAAUCAUUUCAACAUGUCAUGAGGUUCUGGGCCACAAGAAGUACUACCACAAGGAAUGGAUCACUGUUGAUACACUGGAUAAGAUUCAAGAAAGGAGGAACAAGAAGGCAGAAAUCAAUACCAGCCGAACAAGAGCAGAGAAAGCCAGGGUACAAGCUGAAUACACAUAAGUAAACAAGCAAGUGUAGAGGAGCAUCAGAACUGACAAACGUAAAUAUGUGGAAGAUUUAAUAACGAUGGGGGAAAAGAUUGCAAGAGGAGGAAACAUGAGACAAUUGUAUGAUACAACAAAGAAACUCGCUGGAAAUUAUCGUAAACCAAAACGACCAGUGAAAAGCAAGGAGGGCAAAGUAAUCACCAACGUCGAAGAACAGCGAAACAGGUGGGUAAAACACUUCAAAGAACUCUUGAAUCGACCAGCUCCACUGAUUUAUUUAUUUAUUUGAACACAUAAAUAUUGGUACAAGGGUGCACCAGAUACAUAUGCACCACACAAGUCACUUGAUUUGUGUCUGGGCUGUGAUACUGUCUGGGUGCCCAGACCAAAGCAGGUGGAUUUUUUAGGGAGCAUCACCCGGAGUCUUCGACCUAAAGACCGGACGUUCUCUAUUCGUCCUCUCAAUUUAGUAAACAACACUCCUGCCUCGAGAAGGCAGUGAGUAGCACUUCCCUGGCAGUAGCUGCAUACGCGUUGCCAUGUGAGAGCAUUUCGAGAGGGAGAGCUGACUCUCCCCACCUUCGGCCGUACCAAGGCAUUCGAGUCAGCUCCACUGAACCCACCCAUCAUCGAUGUAGCACUUACAGACCUCCCAAUCGAUGUUGGCCCACGAACAAUUGAAGAGAUCAGCAUAGCCAACCGACAAAUCAAGAGUGGCAAAGCAGCAGGACCAACCAACAUUUUUCAGCAAAGGCUCUGAAAGCAGAUGUAGCAGUAACUGCAAAGAUACUCCACAUUUUCUUCAGCAAGAUUCGGGAUAAAGAACAAGUACCGACAGACUGGAAAGUAGGACCCCUGAUCAAAAUACCAAAGAAAGGCGAUCUCAGCAAGUGUGAUAACUACAGGGGCAUCACUCUUCUUUCAAUACCAGGAAAAGUCUUCAACAGGGUAUUGUUAAACAGAAUGAAGGACUCCGUAGACGCCCAACUCCGAGACCAACAGGCUGGAUUCCGUAAGGAUAGAUCGUGUACAGAUCAAAUCGCAACACUACGUAUGAUUGUGGAAUAAUCAAUUGAAUGGAAUUCAUCACUCUACAUCAACUUCAUUGACUACGAGAAAGCAUUUGAUAGCGUGGACAGGACAACACUAUGGAGGCUUCUUCCACACUAUGGCGUGCCUGAAAAGAUAGUCAAUAUCAUACGGAAUUCCUAUGAUGGAUUAAACUUCAAAACCGUUCAUGGAGGACUGUUGACAGACUCGUUCAAAGUGAAGAGUGACGUCAGGCAAGGAGCGGAAACCUGUAGAACUGCGAAAGCCAUCAUCCAAAAGAUACAAAUGUUUAUUAUCAGCUGUCCACGUAAAAUACUUCGGAUCCGUUGGCCAGACACUAUCAGCAGCAAUUUACUGUGGGAGAGAACAAACCAGAUGCCAGCGGAGGAAGAAAUCAGUUAGGAGGGCUGGAAGUGGAUAGUACACGCAUUGAGGAAAGCACCCAACUGUGUCACAAGACAAGCCCUUACAUGGAAUCCUCAAGGCCAAAGGAAAAGUGUAAGACCAAAGAAUACAUUACUUUGAAAAAUGGAGACAAACACGAGAAAAAUGAACAAUAAUUGGAUAGAACUGGAAAGGAAGGUCCAGAACAAAAUGGGUUAGAGAAUGCCGGUCGGCGGACUAUGCUCCAUUGGGAGUAACAGGCGUAAGGAAUUCGAUCCAGUUUUGAAGUUGGAAAAGAUGUUAGUAGAAUGCGAGAUUGUAGUCUUGAAUCUCUUGGUUCAACACAAAAAUGGAAAUAUGCAACACAACCAACACUAAAUAACCAGCAGCACUCAGUUGAUCUUUCAGUACAGCUAAAUACUAGCUUAUUGAUGAAUACUGAUGAAUACAUAUGUAACAUGAAGAAUAUCUUUGAUAAACAUAUAUAUCAGUUGGUUUUACAAGAUGUACGAGAUAAUGUCUUAGAUUCUAGCUGGGCAUCAAUUCUAAUUCGUUUGGCAUGGAAUGUUUGUCAAACGGUGCACUUUGAUUUACGAUCAACUGGUUUACGUUAUUUUCAAUUUAAUCGACAACAGAAGCAACAAUCUCAGUCAAAUAAUGAAACUGUAAAAAGUAAUGACGUACAGAAAUCCGUUAUGAAUUCUAAUACUGUCUAUAAACAACAAGUUUACUCACCAAUGGAUAUUCGAUAUUAUGUACAUAUUAAAAAACUAUUGGAUGAAGAUAACAAAAAUUCAGACUUGUUCCCUGGUCUUAUUAUCUCUAAACGUCCAACCCACAAAUUAAUGCCAACUGUUUUAAAUAAUCCACGCAUUCUUCUAUUGGAUUCAUCUAUAAAUUAUCAACGUACUACUUCUAAAAUGACGUGGUUAGAAUCUCAGAUUAUGCAAGAAGAAGAAUACAUAACCAAUUGUGUUUGUAAAAUUCUCUGUCUACAUCCCAAUAUUAUAUUCGUCAGUGGGACUGUUUGUUAUUUAGCACAGAAUUUUAUUUUCAAAGCAGGAAUCGUUUUAUUUUCCAAUGUAAAACAGUCGGUGUUGUACCGUAUUGCACGAAUGACGGGUGCUGAUAUCUUGGAUUCGAUUGAUCGGUUAAUGAGCAAUCCUUCAAGAAAAUCAGAUAAUAAUGCUCAAAAGUCAACAACACGUCUUGGUGUUUGUAAUCAUUUUGAAGUUAGACAAUUACAUUUACCAGAUGAUUCCACGAAAUUUCUUACUUUCAUCAAAAAUAAUUCUACCGAAACUGGUUUGGCGCUUGAUUCUAAUCCUAUCCGGUAUAUCACUCAUGAAGCGACUGUUAUUCUACGAGAUAACGAUCUUGCUUCACUUAUCCGUGCAAAACGUUGUUUUCUUUUCACAUUACGCUUGUGCUAUAAUGCACAGUUAGAAUUGGCUUAUUCAAACAAUGAUCAUAUUUUUCAUCUUCCUCAUUUGUUACUGAAUACGGAUACGUAUUCAAGAUCACGUGUACAAUCUCUAAAUAAAAUAUGUUUACAAAACGAUGCCGAAUAUUCAUCGCUUUCUUCUCCAGUGUCGAGAAAAAAAGCGUUAUCCGACCCCAAUGGUUCAGUUAUUUCUAUUUCCUCUACGACCGAACAAACAUCUAUAUCAAACGAUGAAGAUGACAAAAAUCUCUGCUCUGAUUUAGCGAUAUAUCUUCAAGGACGUCUAUUAUCUGUCUCACCAAGUGUUGAAUUUCGCUUACCCUAUUUAGCAUCUAGAGAAGGCCAGUUAUCUUAUUUAUACCCAUAUUAUACUUACGUAAUUGACUGGCCGUUAGGACGUAGACUGAAUGAUUUGAUGAAACGGAAAGAAAAAAUUUUAAAUAGUGAAUUGACAGCAUUAAAAUAUUACAUGAUGAGUGCUAAAUUACAUAAUCAUCCAUCAAAACAUAUUUCAAGUAACGAAUCAUCUCAUCCUUUCACAAAGUGUAAUUUGGAAAUUUUUUCAUCGCCUACUUUACAUAAUUCAAAAUUACAUCGUCUUUUACCAUAUUUUCUUAGUGAUAACAGUGACAAUAAUGAUAGUUUUAGAAAAAAUAAUUUUGCAAUGGAUGGAUUAAUUAUCUCUGAGACAUUAACAUCAUCUGAUGAAGCCUUGUAUACUGAUUACAAAGCUAGGGGUUUUAUGAACAAUAAUAAUAAACAGAACGUUGAAAGUUGUCGUUCAUUUCCACGUCUUUGGGCUGGUAUGAACAGUAUUUUAUCUGGUCAUUGGAAUUCUUUAUUUAAUACAAGACAUUUGAAAUCAUUUAAAUCAGGUCUUACAAAAACAUCAACUACAACUACUGGUUUUACACCCACUUCUAAUGUGCAGCUUAUCUCGGAAUCUGAAAGUGUAAAACGUCUAAGAAGAAGCAUUCUAGAUCCACGUUCAUAUCAAUCUUUGAGUUUUCUUGCAAUAUUAUUUACAACAAAAUGUAUUAUGCGACCAGAACCAUGUGUUCCACCUUUGAUAGCUACAGUGGAAUUUUACGGUUCAAAUGAUUUGCCAUUAGGAUUAUUUUUGGAGAAAUUUUGUUUCAUGCAACAACAUUGCCGUAAUCCACUUUGUAAUGUAGUAAUGGCUGAUCAUAUUCAAAGAUUUAUUCAAACUUCAGGAUCAGUACAACUUAUGAUUCGUAAAUUGAUUCAAGAUCCACCUCGAUCAGAAGUCUUAUCAGAUAUACCAAAUCUAGGUAGUAAUGAUGCAAAAUAUCGUCGUCAUUGUCGUAUACAAAUGUGGUUAUUCUGUCCAAUAUGUCGUAUUAAUUCACCUAUUAAACAUAUGUCUGCUGAUACUUGGCAUUUGUCUUUUGUAAAAUUUCUUGAUUUAAUAAUAAAUAGUUCUGAUAAUUGGGCUUAUUGUGGUCUAUUCAAUAAAAACUUGGAUGAUACAGUCAAUGAGGUGAACACAACUGAUGCGUCUAAUGAACCAUCACUUAAUUCAGUAAGACAUGGAAUCGACAGUCAAACUAUGAGUCCAAUAUUACAAUUCCAGUGCCCACAUUCUGUUUAUAAAUCUUUAGAACAUUGCUUUGCUUUUGAUCGGAAAUUAGCUAUUUUUAAAUAUCAACCGGUUAAUGUUUAUGAGAUUGUUAUGCCUCCAAAUGAGAUUCGUGUUUUCCCGGUGAAAGUCAAUAAUUCGAAGUCCGAAAGUACCCGCAUGUUAACUAUGAAAAAACCAACUGCUGCAAGUGACAUGAACACAAAUGAUUUGGAAGAUGGUUACUGCACGGAUAGUACAGACCAUACUACCGCUACUGCUACCAAGUUUCAUAGUCAGUCAAAUCAUCACAAAGUUACUAACCUGCAGAAAACAUCUCACCUACCAAGUUAUCUGUACGCUGAAGCUUCCGAUGUUUUAACAAAGUAUUACACUAUAAAUACUGUAAUUAAAUGUCAUAUUGCCAAUCAACAAAAUGAGAAAAUAUCUUGCGAACUGUCCGCUAUGCUCGAGGCCUAUCUAAAAGUUCUUGAAUGUGAUUCCACUCGUAUACUAAUGGAUGAAAGAUCGGAAAUUUUGGAUUUCAUUCUACAUCCGAGUGACAGCAGUCAAAAGGAAAGGUUUUCUAAUAAACAGUAUGUUGAAGACAUACCAGCGGGUAUAUCACAUAGUCUAGGCCCUCUUGCAAAGCCUGUAGAAGAUGAUUCUGAAUCAAAUACUGUAGAAAAUGAAAAAAUAUCCACACCUGAUAAGCAAACAAUAACUACGGAUGAAAAAAUCUUUUGUACGACUACAAUCCAGUCACGUGUUCGAACUCAUUCAAAUAGCAUUUCAAGUGUUCAUUAUGGCUCCAGUGAAACUGCUGAACAAAGAUGUGAUAUUUCACAAAAUGAAACCAAAUGUCAUAAUUGGUUCAAACUAAUCUCUAGUUUAAACAGUGUUGAACAGGCCUUAAUUGUACAAAGAUUAAUUAAUGAAUUGAAACGUUGGAUGUAUCGAUUUAUUUCGGAUUGGAAUUUCAGAUUUAAUGAAUAUGAAUUAUUAAUGAAACGAAUUGAAAAAAAUAUACGCGACAAACGGAAAAAGCCGACAUUGUCGUAUAUUUCUACAACAGUUGCUAAUUCGUCUCUUCACCCAUCACCGAAUCUUCUUUCUCCUUCAGUUCCUUCUCAAGUAACGGUUACAACUUCCGUAUCACUACCACCACCAAUAACAACACCAUUACCCGUUAGUAGUAUCAUAACUAGUUCAAAGAGUGCAAACAAUCUGCUAGAUUCUACAAAAUCAUUUGAACACAACAAUGAUAUGAUUACAAAUCUGUCUUCUUCCAAUCUACCCAUCGAAGUAUCAACAUCUCAAACUGUUUACUUUAAUUCUAUAGAUCAAAAUACGGACAAAUUUUUAACUGGAAUUGAUUUAAGUAAUAACAUUUCAGUUAAUUCAAAAACACCAUUAAAUAAUGUGUUAACAGUCAGUCAACCAGAACUUCUAGUUCACUCCAUAAAAAAAGACAGUGAAAUGUACAAGUCUAUUGAAAACACCUCAAGACUUGAUUCUUUUAAGUCUGGUUUCAAUUCAUUUCAUGAUAGCAUUAACCAUGAUUCAAGCCAACAUACAGAAGAUAAUUAUGUUUCUGAUUUGUCUAAGAAUUUACCUAUCUUGGAUCCUUUAAAUUUAAAAGCUGUUUACCAACGACGUGGUCCGGAAAUCUUCAAUGCUGAAUCCUCUUCUCAAAAUCAAUCGAACAAAACUGAAUCUUCAACUCAUCCUAUCCAAAACGAAAUCUCAAUUACGAAUAAUUCUUCCUCUUCUGGUGUGCGUCGCUUUAUUCAUAACUUUUUACCAUCAGCUAUGGAUUUAAAAGUAUUUGGCGAACCGGUCCCACCUCACGAACAUCCUCAACUGACCAUAUGUGAUGAAAGUUGCAUUAACAUUUUAAAACGUAUUGAAACUACUCUCAAUAAAUCAAAUGAAAUCAAAAUGAACAGUUGUGAUUAUAGUCGACUGUCUGAGUCUCUCUGUCAAUUAUUGCUUGCACAUCCAGAUGUUUAUGUUAAUGAUCGAGAAUUUACUUCAAUUAUAGCUUUUGCUUUGACUACACGAGAAUACGAAAGAAAGUUAGUGGAUUUACAUUUUACCCUUCAAGGCUCACUGCAGCACAGUUCUGAUGUUCAGCUAGGUCAGGCUGCUCUUUCUAAUUUUAAGGAUAAUGAGUCAGCUGUUACAACUGAGAAUAUAUCUGGUGCAAAAUGUAUUGGUGAAAAAGAAAGACUAAACAUUCUAUAUGAUGACACUUCCCUAUCGAAUCCAAAUGAUGAUGGUUCUUGUAAAAAGUCAGAAACAUCACAAGAAUGUAAUAGAAUACCAUCAUCACCAAAUGUAAGUGCAUUGCGUGAUCAAAAACCGCCUACACAUACUCAUAAUAUAUCUGCCAGUUGUCAUACUACUUCAUUAUCAACAUCUACAACUGACAAAUCCAAUGGGUCUCGAAGUCGUCAUAUUAAAAUACAGUUUUCGGAUAGUUCAACUACUUUCUUCUGUUGUGUGUACUAUGCCUCUGAAUUUUUCCGUUUACGUCAACUUAUAAUGCCUAAUGGAGAUCUGUCUUUCAUACAUUCUUUAUCACGAUGCUAUCAAUGGGAUGCGCGUGGUGGUAAAUCAGGUUCCUUAUUCAUGAAAACUCGAGAUGAACGAUUUGUAAUUAAAGAACUAUCUUCAAUUGAAAUGAAAACAUUUCAUGAAAUCUCUCAGGAUUAUUUCGAUUAUGUGAUUACUGCAGCACUUGAACAACGUCUUUGUGUUUUAUCAAGAAUACUAGGCAUUUUCCAUGUUGGAUUUAAAAAUUCUACAUCAGGUGAAGCCCAUCGAUUCGAUGUACUUGUAAUGGAAAAUUUAUAUUAUGGACGUACUCAACUGGCAUAUAUUUAUGACUUGAAAGGCUCACUACGUAAACGACUGGUAGAUGAAUCCUUCAAUAAUAUCAACAAUAAUGGAGUUAAUGCAAACUCUACUACUAUGCCUACAGAUCUAGCACAAACAACUGAUGAAAGUACAACUAAUUCCGGUAUUGCAUCGUACCACUCGUUUACAUGCAAUCAGUCAACAACAGUAUCAGAUAGUGGUUUGACUUCAGAGACAACUACAGUUAAACAUAAUGUACCUGUUCUUCUAGAUCAGAAUUUACUAAAUGCUUCAAUAGAUAAUCCGUUGUAUUUAAGAGUUCAUUCAAAGAAUGCUCUUUCACAUUGUCUAAAUAUGGAUACUGCAUUUUUAGCGAAUCUAUUUAUUAUGGAUUAUUCUCUAUUAGUUGGUGUUGAUACAACAACUAAUCAACUUAUUAUUGGUCUAAUUGAUUAUCUACGUAAAUUUACACUAGAUAAACGUUUAGAAAUGAUUAUUAAACAAACAAUAACUAGUGCACAAGGUCCAAUGCCAACUAUAUUAACACCAGAUUUAUAUCGUGAACGUUUUCUUUAUCAAUUGCAUAGUUAUUUUCCAUUAUUACCGGAUCAAUGGUAUGAUAGUUUAGCUGAACAUACUGAAAAUUGGCGUGUGUCAUCAGUUCAACGUAAAUCACUAUCAGUGAAUAAGACAAAGUGA